GAGGGUAUAAAGUGCCCCGCGACUGCGGUGCGCCCACCAGGUGUGGCAUUUUUUUUUCCCCCUGUGCGCCCAACUUCUCUCCAACCUUCAUCCCGUCACUAAGGGCGGGAACCAUGGCGAAGGAGUCGAACGCAGGGUGCGUGCAGUGGCUGGUGAUCAUCGGCAACGUGAUCAUUUUGCUGUGUGGCAUCACGCUGACCGCCGAGACGAUCUGGGUGGUGACCGAUGGCUAUAAGGUGUACCCCAUCCUCGGCAUGGCGCACAACGACGACGUCUUCGCCGGCGCGUGGAUCGCCAUCUUCACGGGCAUGGCGUUCUUCCUGCUGGGCUUCGUGGGGAUCGUCGCCGCGCUGCGCAUGACACGGAAGCUCCUGCUCGGGUACAUCGUAUGCAUGCUCAUCGUCUUCGCGUUCGAGUCGGCGUCCUGCAUCACCUCGUUCACGCAACGAGACUACCUAGUGGGCGACCAAAACUUCCUGCUGAAGCAGAUGCUGACGGAGUACCCGAGCGACACCUACCCAGCCUACACGGACACGUGGAACAUGUUUAUGCGAGAGCAAAAGUGUUGCGGCUCCAACGGUCCCACGGACUGGCUCAUGUACACCUCCAAGUUCUCCGAAGCUCACAACAACGACGACGUCAACUUCCCGUGGCCCAUGCACUGCUGCGUGCUGAGCAAGGACGGUCCGCCGCUGAACAUCACCUACUGCCGGCUCGGCAUGGACGGAUACGUGAACACCGCGGGCUGCUUCGAUUACUUCAGCGCGGCCGUGAAUCGCUACACGUGGGGCGUCGCCUGGUUCGGAUUCGCCAUCCUCUGCUUCACGUUCUUCGUUCUCAGUGGAGCCAUGUACCUGUACACGGUCGCAUAAGGACACCAGCUCAACCAUCACGGAGGGAACUUCCUGCACCACCGGCUAAACAACCCUCUUCCAACUGACAGCCUUCCCACGUGCCCGGCACACUCGUCGCGGCCUGACCCCACUCGCCUGACCCCACUCGCCUGACCCCACUCGCCUGACCCCACUCGCCUGACCCCACUCGCCUGACCCCACUCGCCUGACCCCACUCGCCUGACCCCACUCGCCUGACCCCACUCGCCUGACCCCACUCGCCUGACCCCACUCGCCUGACCCCACUCGCCUGACCCCACUCGCCUGACCCCACUCGCCUGACCCCACUCGCCUGACCCCACUCGCCUCUGUUGGUUGUGCGUCUCCGCUGCUGAUUUAAUGGCGAGCGGCAUAACAUCCACCCAGUGAACGUGCAACCGUUGGCUCAACGUUGGACCAACGUUCCAUGUUUACUCGGCGGUAUUUUGAGAACACUAUUGUACCGGUACGUCAACGGCGUCUUUAAUAAAGGAUGUGUACAGCUAAGGGAGGUAGUGUUAUCGCGGUUGUGCCGUUCUAGCUCUCCGAUGCGAUUUUCGGGUUGUUCGACACGAUGUCCGACAAUUCGGUCCCGUGAGCACGUGGGCUCGAAAUGUUGGACACCGUGCCCAAUGAUGCAUGGCGUGACCUGAACACGCAUUGGAGAGCUCUUUGUAUGUCCAGCUGUUGAGCCCAUUUCCAGAACGUCCCCAACACAUCGCAUUAUAACCCCCACAUAGACACGAACGCCUUUUGUAUACUCAUUACAACUAGUUGUCACACCAAAUGAUCUUAUUUAACUAUAAUCUAAGGGAGCUUCGUCAUCCCGAGUCUAAAGCUUCCACGAGUCACAAUCGGCUUCAGUAGGCGCAAGAAACCCAUCACGAGGGAGAAGGGGAGGACUUGCGGGGUGAGGAUGGGGCAAGGAAGCGAUCCCUCAUGCGGCUGAAUUUCCAAUUCCUUCCAUCGGCACUCCGGUGAUGUCGCCGCACUGUGAAGCACCGCGGUCCGGUUCGUGGUGCUGCAGUUGUUGCCGAUGUGUAGCCCAUCGUGAUGGCACGCCACCCGGAUGUCAAUUCGCAAGCCACUCGCGAAGGUUGAAACACCUUUGUAACGGUCGCGUUUUGGACAUCGGUUUGCAAGAAACGCGUGCCCAGUUAUCACCGUCAGGGCUCAGGUGAGCGGGGGGGGGGGGGGGGGGAGAUGGCGGUGUGGGUCUCUACCCAGCAACGGUUCCAGCCACAUGCCAACGUUGGAUGUCCCCAGCGUUGCACGUUUACCGCGCGCGCGCGACCAUCAACCGUUUUGGUUCGUUCUUGUGGUCACCGCAGCUCGUUUAAAUCGUGCCAAAGAACGGUCGUCCGUAAUUUUUCGUUUUCGCGAUCAUCGGGAAGAAGACCACCGAACCUCGUGGGGGGGGGGGGGGGGGGGGGGUGGCGGUAGGGGGUGGGGCUGGGUUCUACCUUGUUUUUAAACCCAAUUAUGAUUUUGUUUGAGGGAUUAAGUAAUUGACUCCGAUUUGCCAUCGUGAAAACGUGCUGCCCAAAUCUGAGCACUGCGACACCGCAGCUCCCGUGAUGGCUGUCUCUGUCUCUAGCGCGUGUGUACAUACGACGACGACGACGCGACCCAACGACUGUUACCUUGCCGCUAUACGCGCUCCGCGUGUACCCGGAGCCACGGCUGUCUGACCUGACCUGGCUUUUUUUUUUUUUUAAGCUUCGUUAAAGAGAGGGGGAGAUUAAAAAUAAAAAGGCUUCGAAGUCUCCUUUCGCGAUCGCCGCCCGCAGCGCCCUGGCGAUGUGGCGUCCGCUGCCACCGUUUGUGACGAUGUUUUGGUGCCACCUGAAAGUCGAUUUUCUUUUGGUCCUUUCUGCUCGCGAAGCUUCAGUCUCGCGUGCGUGGGGGUUGACGAUCCGGAUCACGCGGCGAGAGACGAGCCGGUUCGGGUUCUUUGGGUGGCGUUUUUUUUGUUGUUCCUCUCGAAGUGGUUUGCAACCGCAAUUACACCGUGUUUUGUGUAACGUAUAUUAUGGUGAUGAUAUUUGUAGAGGAGUCCCCUUUUUCUCGUCUGUGUGUAAUCUUCAUACCUACAAUUUAGUCUAUAAAGUAAGUACCGUUGUAAUCGUAAAAUAUUAAGGUGAAUUGAAGUAGACUGAUUUAUGAUUUGGGGGUGUGACGGAGGCGUAAUAAUGACAUUGCGGAUAAAUUCGGUUGUGUUUUCACCUCUUGGUGUCAUGGUGCGUGCUUUGUCGUCCGGCGAGAGGAAUAAUAUUUUAAACUUGACCGAACAAACCAUGGGCGGCGAAUCGGUCCACGUGGCGUCAAUCGAACCGGGAGCGUUGGACCGCCCGGUGGGGGGGUGCAGGUUGAGUGGUCGGUCACGGUUCGUCUCCCAGAGCUCAAGGCCCUGCAAGCGCUCACGGUUGUCGCGAGGUCUCCGUGGCGGCCGAUUGCUCGGUAUAACGUGCAGCGUGUUGGGCGCCGGCGUGUUGUUGGCCCACUGGGUCAACCGUCCCAGCCAACGUUGGCAACGUUGAAGUGGGUGGGUGGGUGGGUGGCCUCAUCGCCUUCGACACCUUCCCUGACACUGACGGGGAGUCGUUAAGGUUGUCGUGCAUCUUGACACCUCGCGUGUGCUCUUGUCGGUCCGGGAUUUUGGGUCGUGUGUUUUUUUUUUUAAAACAGUCGUGCGAUUUAUAUUUUGUAAGCAUUAUGUACACUGAUUAUAAUAAGUAUAUAUCUCAAUAAAUGUUCUGUAUUUUGAACUGC
This is a messenger RNA of Petromyzon marinus (sea lamprey), 3644 nucleotides long. It is a transcript of the gene UPK1A, whose product is annotated as uroplakin 1A. Gene Ontology annotation, cellular component: membrane. NCBI's taxonomy places the organism in Eukaryota, Metazoa, Chordata, Hyperoartia, Petromyzontiformes, Petromyzontidae. The record is from RefSeq and is a predicted model, not a curated record.